AUGGACCGUAACUUUUCAAUCUUAUUUGAAAAUACUGAUGACGAGGAGGAGGAAUUUCAGGGAUUUACAGAGGAAGAUGUAGAACGGGCCACUAAACAUGCUCGGAAAAAAUAUCAAAAGUUCAAAGCGAUAACAUUGCGAUAUGAUGGUGAAAAGGAUAGAAAAUCUGUUGAAGAAGAGGAAUGUUGCAGGAAAUAUCAUGAUAUGGAAUAUUGCAAAUUUAAUAAUAAGGAAAGUAAACUAAACCAGAAAACCAAAUACAUGUGCAAGCCUACAUCUGCAGAAUUUUCUGAAAACCGAAAUAAAGAAUGCGACGAAGAUUGUUUGAAAUCGUGGAUUUUUAGAGAUACGGAUGAUGAAGAUGAAGAAUUUGAGGGUUUUACUGAGGAAGACUUGGAUUCAAAUGAAGAACUGAUAACGAAAAAUUGUUUGAUAAAAGAGAGAACCGACGAAGACUCAAGAAGAGCUUUAGAAAAUAGUGCAAAUAUGUGUGAAAAAUAUGAAAUGCAGAGGUUUUCAUGCUGUAGUUCGUCUGAAGGAAGAGACGAAGAUGAAGGAAUGUUUUCAGAUAGUGAAUUUAGUAGCGAAAUGGACGUGAAAUGGUAUGCCAGAGUCAUGAAAGUUUUAGAGAGCAGUAUAGAAAAUGAUGAGAAUGACGAAAAAGACCAAAGGAUCUUACGGCAGAACUUAAACAAAGUUUUUGGAAUUAAUAAAGACGAUGACAUAUUGUUGAAGAUCUUUGUUAAAAAAUAGAUUCUUGGGAGCAAUUAUUUGCCCUUUCGAGUUGCUUUAUUGUUGUGUAAAAUAAAAACUACUCAAUUUAAUAAGUGAUUUAACAAA
Argiope bruennichi is the source of this 840-nucleotide messenger RNA. RefSeq names its product protein IWS1 homolog. The record is from RefSeq and is a predicted model, not a curated record. The transcript has 9 exons. Bases 1 to 753 code for a protein of 250 amino acids. Lineage: Eukaryota; Metazoa; Arthropoda; Arachnida; Araneae; Araneidae.